UGUUCGGUUUAUGUUUAACAUGUUACAUGACUAUAAUUAAGGAAAUUUAAAGAAGCUAAUUGGACCAUACUUUCAGCACAAUUUUUCAAUUAUAAUUAAAAAAUGGCUCCGACAGUAUGCUUGCCGGAAUUAUCAGUUGUAAAAAGUACAGAAAACCUUUAUACGUGUCGACGACAAAAGAUUAGUCGCGUUAUUAAAGGGAAACAACAGAGACAGAAAUUAAAGCGAUUAACUAACAUCGUCGAGAAUCCCAUUGUUGAAAAAUCAGUAACAACAUCGUCAAUGAAGAAUUUUCUUUAUAAAGAUAAUAAUUGUCAUGAGUCCGUUGAUAUAAAUAUUUCAUCAUCAAACAUUUCAACGAAACUUUUUACAGAAUUGAAGGAACACUGUGAUGUAAUAUUUCCUAGAUGUGAAGGUUUAUUUAGUAUCGUCGUUCGUACACUGGCUCUUGUACGACGUAAUCGUAUUCUUCAGGAACGAGUUAAUGCUUUACGUGCAGAGACACAUGAUUUUAUUCGAUCGAUUUUAAACAAUCCACAAAAUAAAUAUAAACAAGAACAAGAUACUAUAGAAACAAAUCAUUGCAAAGAUUCAACAGUUUCGUCUUCCACAGAAGAAAUCGUUUUGAAGCCAACGUUAUUACAUGUCCCAUCUUCGAGGAAUUCUUCGCCGGAUAUUGUUACGUCCACGUGUCAGAGUCCUUGGGAAAAUGAAGAUUAAUUUAAUCUUCAUAUGAAGAAUUUUACAAAUAUGUGUGUACAUAUAAUAUUUUAUAUUAUCUAAUGCCUAUCUCUUUACUGAAGAUUAUCAGAAUAAUGAGGCUUAGGAUUAUUUAUUUAUUAAUUUAAUAUCGAAUGAAAUUUUUUUUUUAACUAAAAUGGAUAAUUACUAAUACGUCUGUUAUUAUAUCCUGUUAUAUUAACAGAUUAAAUAUUUUGUUU
Molecule: messenger RNA, 941 nt
Organism: Polistes canadensis
Lineage: Eukaryota; Metazoa; Arthropoda; Insecta; Hymenoptera; Vespidae
Gene: Cipc
Exons: 3
Coding region: 103-720 (205 amino acids)
Source: RefSeq, a predicted model, not a curated record